This is a messenger RNA of Parus major (Great Tit), 610 nucleotides long. It is a transcript of the gene ANAPC15, whose product is annotated as anaphase promoting complex subunit 15. The record is from RefSeq and is a predicted model, not a curated record. Gene Ontology annotation, biological process: regulation of mitotic cell cycle spindle assembly checkpoint. The transcript has 4 exons. Gene Ontology annotation, cellular component: anaphase-promoting complex. The coding region runs from base 1 to 420 and encodes 139 amino acids. NCBI's taxonomy places the organism in Eukaryota, Metazoa, Chordata, Aves, Passeriformes, Paridae.
AUGGCGGGGGGACCAGAUGCCCUGCGGGAGAGCAGUCACCUGUGGCUCGGGAGGGACAGAAACUCUCCCACAUGGUCAGGAAGUGACACAAGGCAGCAGCUGAGCCCGAGGGCCCUGUUUGCUGGGGUACCAUGGAGCUGUUGGGGUGCUCACCCACCUUUCUGCCUUCCCCAGCUCCAGAGCAUUGCUGAAAAGGACAACAACUUGGUGCCCAUAGGAAAGCCAGCGUCUGAGCACUAUGAUGAGGAGGAGGAGGAGGAUGAUGAAGAUGAUGAAGACAGCGAAGAGGACUCAGAAGAUGAUGAGGACAUGCAGGAUAUGGAUGAGAUGAAUGAUUAUAAUGAGUCUCCUGAUGAUGGGGAGAUCAAUGAGGUGGACAUGGAGGGGACAGAGCAGGAUCAGGACCAGUGGAUGAUCUGAUUCUGCUACAACCACACCAAACUGAAGGCUGGGGGAUAACUUUUGCCCCUCACAGCUCUGGGGGACAGUUCAGUGAAGCUCCUCCUGCCGUGGGUGCUGUGUGGGGCAGGGGGGUUCUGAGGGGAGACUGCCACCUGGCACAUUGGAGCUGACACAUCUUUUCUAAUAAACUCAGUUUUCAAGAAAACAA